Messenger RNA from Nicotiana tabacum (common tobacco), 2868 nucleotides. Its product is annotated as O-fucosyltransferase 30. NCBI's taxonomy places the organism in Eukaryota, Viridiplantae, Streptophyta, Magnoliopsida, Solanales, Solanaceae. The record is from RefSeq and is a predicted model, not a curated record.
CUUGGACUUGGGAGUUGGGAGUGGUAAACUAGGCUGCCCACCAUCUCUGAUCCAAGAAUUCAGAGAGGAGAUUUGAAUCCAAUGGAAACUGAAACUUUCAAUAGACACAACAAAUCAAGAAAGAAACAAAGAUCUCCACUUUUGAUCUUCCUUUUUCUCUUCACUCUAAUUCUCCUCUUCUACUACUUCAAAAACUUCAUUUCCCCUUCUCUUCUUCCCCUUCCCCAAAAAUCGAAAAUACCCAUUAUACCCCGCCCCUCGCAAUGCAACCCCACAAAUCGCCUUCAGGGGAAGUUUCUCUGGUACGCACCUCACAGUGGGUUCAGUAAUCAGUUGGCUGAGUUCAAGAACGCUAUUUUGAUGGCUAAGAUCCUUAAUCGGUCCCUAAUUGUGCCGCCCAUAUUGGAUCACCAUGCUGUUGCGCUUGGUAGUUGUCCUAAAUUUAGGGUUUUGAACCCUAUUGAGUUGAGAUACGCUGUUUGGAAUCAUAGUGUCCAUCUAUUGCGUGAUUGCAGAUAUGUAUCCAUGGCUGAUAUAGUUGACAUCUCACCACUUGUGUCUUAUUCAACAGUGAGAUUUGUUGAUUUUCAAGUAUUUGUGUCCUUGUGGUGUGGUGUAAACUUGGAUGAUAUUUGCUCUAAAGACCAAAAUAUUCCAUCUCCUUUAUCUGAGAGACUUAGAGAAUGCGGUUCUCUGUUGUCUGGUUACUAUGGUAGUAUAAGUGAUUGUUUGACUGCUUUAGAAGAUGACUGUAGAACGACAGUUUGGACAUAUCAAAAAGAUGUUGAGGACGGGGCUUUAGACUCAUUUCAACCUGAUGACCAACUUAAGACGAAAAAGAAGAUUUCAUUUAUUAGGAGAAGAAAAGAUGUAUAUAAGGCUCUUGGUCCUGGUUCUGCAGCAGAAUCAGCCACUAUUUUGGCGUUUGGAAGCCUUUUUACUUCUCCUUAUAAGGGAUCUGAAUCCCAUAUCGACAUUCAUGAAGCUCCUAAUGAUCCCGUGAUACAGACCUUAAUCGAAAAGAUAGAGUUCCUUCCCUUUGUUCCUGAAAUAAUAAAUGCUGGCAAGAAGUUUGCUCUUCAAACUAUCAAAGGUCCCUUUCUUUGUGCACAGCUCAGGCUACUAGAUGGACAAUUCAAGAACCACCAUAAAUCUACUUUUCUUGGUCUGAAGCAGAAGUUAGAAUCUUUGAAGCAAACAGGACAGAAACCGAUCCAUGUAUUUGUGAUGACUGAUCUCCCCGUGGCUAAUUGGACGGGGAGUUACUUAGGGAGCAUAGCAAAAGAUUCAGAUGCCUUUAAGCUGUUUGUUAUUAGAGAAGAAGAUGACUUGGUUCAAGAAACGGCUAAAGAAGUCAUGGCUGCGGGGCAUGGGCUAAAACUUGGUUCAAUUUUACCGAGUUCAGCAGGGAUUAACAAGCAUCACCAUCCUCGAUCUUUUUCUGAUGUUCUCUUAUACAUAGAGGGAACAGUCUGCAGCUGCGCUUCUCUUGGUUUUGUUGGCACUGCUGGGUCAACGAUUGCCAAGAGCAUAGAAUUAAUGAGAAAACAUGGCAUUUGUUCUGGCUAAAAUGCUGCUAUUGUUGUUGGCUUCUAGCUAACUAAUGCUAUUUACCUAGAUUUGUGGUCUCCCCUUUGGCAGCUAGAAUCCACUUAUCACCUGAAAUUCUCCCUUAUGCCGGUCUAAACAAACUUGAAAUUGCGAAUUAACAAUGUCCUAUGUGAAUUCAAAGAUGACAAGGCUGACAAAUCUGAAGGAUAUUAGUGAUCCAUACUACUGGAAAAGGAACUAGUGGAUGAAGAAUCCGCAAAGCUUAUUUCAAGGGAUUGGAACCACUGAUGGGUGAAUAUUUUUGUGCAAAGGUUCUUUUCUUCAAAUUUAUAGUGCUAACUAGAUACCACUUAUUUGAUUUAAGGCGGUAAUUGUGUGUGCAAAUUUAAGUCCAUAAUUGGAUACAAGAUCAACAACCUUCAAAUCAGCGUCUUUGUUGAUCUCCUGACGUUUAAUAACCUAUAUAUUAGCAAAGAAGAACCAUGUAGAUCAGUUGAAAUAUACAGAUUGUUUAUUUAUCUGUUAGAAAUUCCCUCACUUUCCUGAAUACAGUCUAUGUUGGAUGGUGUGGCUUACUAUAUGCUAAAAAGAAAUUGAAAGGGUACUUCUAUGUUGAUUCUCAGUUGUUCAUGUCCUCCUCACUAUAAUGUUGCUAUGAAACAUGGAAACACAAGCAUACUGUUAUCUGUUCAACGGCGUUAUAUAUUUAAAUUUGGCUGCAGCUGAACUAUCUUCUGAAUAAUGGUUUAUGAUUUUGUUAACAAAGCUUCAGCAUAUAAUCUAAUAUAAAUAUUUUAAAUAAAAUCAAGGUAACAGCCUAAUAGGGAUCAAGAUUUUGAGCCAACUACUGUAGAGUAGAAAUUUCAGACUUUUAUCUAAACUCAUUGUGUAUUUCACAAAAACUUUCUCACAGAGAAGUAUGAAUUGACAGCAAAGUUUCCUGAGUUAUUUGCUUCUGGAGAAAAGGGUAGUACUGAAUAUUGUUAUAUAGAUUGAUUCAGGUUGAUAUUUGUUACUCCUAUCUUUUAUUUGUCUAUCCUUGUGGACUAGGGCUCACACGGUAGCAGAAGAAAAAAAUGCUAUGUGAUUUUUUCCCAUCAACCUAAGAUUUUGGCUGAUAGAGUUACACAGUACCAUUGUUGGUGAGACUUGGAAGGUUGCAGCUACCUGUGGAAUAGACGAGUUGUGCACAAGUUGGUCUGUACACAAUUGCUAUAUAGAUUUUUUUAAAGUGGAUGAUAUUCAUAAUUUGUAACUACUUGUAUUGAACCAUACUGAUGAUGGCAUUUAUAUGAGUUAUGUUUCUGUUGGUGUUCU